This is a messenger RNA of Sclerotinia borealis F-4128, 1617 nucleotides long. The record is from the annotation of a GenBank genome assembly. Lineage: Eukaryota; Fungi; Ascomycota; Leotiomycetes; Helotiales; Sclerotiniaceae.
AUGCGAUUUUCACGUCCUUUCAAGUCAUCAAACCAAUCUCUUCCAAGUCCCAAUGGCGAAUAUAUUGCAACCAUUCUGACAUCGAAACUCAAUAUCAGAGAGACGCGCUCUCUCGAAAUAAUACGCGCUAUACCACUUCCAUCUGAACUCACAUCAUCAUUGACAUCGUUUCUAUGGUCAUCAUCUUCCAAUCGGUUACUUGUAGCGUCUGCAGAUGUCAUACGCGUCUUCUCCCCAAGCGACAAUAACUUCUCAGCAACAAUUACAUGCCCGACCUCAGGAACUACAAAAUCCACCUUCAUUUUAUUUGGAGGAACCGAUGACGAAGUCUGCAUCUUUUCAGACUUUGGUCUAAAAUUGACCAUCUUUAAUCUUGGUACUUCGAGAUCAGUAGAUAUUAGCUCGCCUAAGCUAUUCGCUCCCGGUACUGCUGCAAAAGGUAUUUCGCAUCGUCCGCGGUCUGGAAAUCUGGCUCUAUUGACCAGAAGUGGCGGUAAAGAUGUGAUUAGUAUACACAAGCCGGGAAGCUUGGAGGUUAUAAGAUCAUGGCUACCAGAAACCAUUGACGCUCAAGGAAUAACUUGGAGCCCAGAUGGAAGAUGGAUAACGAUAUGGGAAUCCGCCAGCCAAGGACACAAACUACUGGUGUACACAGCUGACGGCCACUUGUAUAAAGUUUGGAGUGGUCCGACACCGAUACUCGAUGAGGAAAAGGAUAUCGCUCUAGGUGCCGGAAUAAAAGUGAUCGAAUGGAGCCAGACAGCAACACAUAUUGCUAUUGCCGAUUAUAGUCGAAAAUUGGUGUUGUUGGCCGCUCCGGCAUUCUCUGAAUCUAUGAUUUUGUCCCACAUACCCUCCGUAAACCCUACGGAUACCCUACACAUUUGGAAUGAACAAAUAUUACCAUCUCCCAAUGGAGGCUUCACUCGAGAAUUUGUUCGAGCGAAACAAUCGACAUCACCCCCAACAGCAACUGCCAUUCCAACCGCUGAGCCAAAAACCGGCACUAAUAUGAUAACUUUCGACAUUUCUGGCACACUACUAGCAACUAAAGUUGAGGAAAUGCCAUCAGCAGUUUGGGUGUGGGAUGUUGAAUCUCGGUCCCUUAGAGCAUUGCUGAUACUGCAUGCCCCAGUGGCUCGAGUCACCUUUCAUCCAAGUAUUAAUGAGCUUCUCAUGAUUAGAUGUGAAGGAGAAGAAAACAAAGGUCGCGUGCAGCUAUGGGACCCAUCGUGGGAGGCUCCAAGGAUUAUUAAUUUUGGAAUGCGACUUCCAGAGGGUAAGAUCAUUGGAAAGUCGAUCAUCAGGUGGCUCAACGUAGCGUCUAUCUUUCCAUCUAUUUUCUUCAGCGACUCGCAAGACUGCAUUUUCUUGUCAUUAUCAAAGCCAGAGGAUACGGAAUUAGUCCCUUGGCAUGAUUCAGAGGCCAAUGGAGUUGAUAUUUACGGCCACACAGAAGAGUCACCUUUGAACCUCGUCGGAGUUGAGGGCAUGAGACCCUUUAGACACGUGAAUGUUGAUGUUGUCGCUGACAAUGAUAACUCAUACACAAACAUGAGUGAAGGCAGCGAGGAGCUUGACGAUACCUUCCAUUUUCGCAAGCCCGAACAUCUGUGA